Molecule: messenger RNA, 1278 nt
Organism: Theobroma cacao (cacao)
Lineage: Eukaryota; Viridiplantae; Streptophyta; Magnoliopsida; Malvales; Malvaceae
Source: RefSeq, a predicted model, not a curated record
GUGUGAUAAAAAAGCCCAGCUGAAGCUCCUUGUAUAGGCUCAAUCCCAAACCCAACUGAAUCAAGCCCUCUCCAGAAAAGAUCCAACCCAAUCAAGUCCUGUCUCACAAAUUAGUAGAUCUGGUUUACCAAACCGGAUGCUUACCUCGCUUCUUCCCAGUUGCGAGUGCGAGCCGCUCUUGAUCCUUGUACAGAAAAUUUUGUGAUUCUCAAUUUGCAACAAUGAUCUCUCGUAGCUUAAUCUCGACGCUCCCAAAGCGCUGCAAUUCCUAUUCGUUUGCUCUGUCUCCCACUUUUUUCAUCUCUCGUGAACCCCUAAAACCUAAACCCAUUCCCUUGUCCGAUCUCGCUUUCUCACGCCAAAACCCCUUAAACCCGAAUUCCAGUUUCACAACUUUCACUUCAGUCCAAUCCAAUCGGUUUCGCUCAUUCACAAUCCAAGAUAUAGUUGAUCAGAAAUCCAUAAACGCGCAUCUUGAUUUGAUAAGAUCAUACACCAGUUUGAGUAGGAACAGGAAGAGUCCUUGCUCUAAAUGGAUAUCGGAGCAAAGACCCAGAUAUCUUUCAACUUCCAGCACAAAAGUUGACACUGAGAAGCCACAGAGCCCAAGCGAAUACCCGAGUCAAAACCCUGAUUUCAAGCACCAAGAAAUCGAGGGACCAACCGUAGAACGUGACUUAUCAGCACUGGCGAAUGAGACAAGAGAGGUUCUUGAAGGAAUGAUGAAGAACAUAUAUGGACUUAGCAGGGCAGUGGCUGUUCUGGGACUGGUCCACCUUGGUCUUGGAGCUUGGAUAUCGUAUAUUAAUGGAUCAAACCCAAUAAGUGAGGUUUCAAUUCAAAGUUUUCUCGCAUUUGGGUUCCCUUUUACACUGGCGUUUAUGUUGCGGCAGUCACUGAAGCCUAUGUACUUCUUCAAGAAGAUGGAGGAGCAAGGUAGGCUACAGAUUCUUACUCUAACCCUUCAGGUUGCAAAAAAUUUGAAUAUAUUCUUUGUUCGGGUCCGCGGGGUUUCUUUCUUAUGUAUUGCAGGGGUGUCGAUUGGGUUGCUGUUCACCAUGUUCUCUAAGUGACUUUUUAUGUUUUGAUAUUUGAGUUUCAUGGAUUGAGUUUUGGGGCAAUGCUGCAUACUCCAUCUUGGAUGUAUACAAUACCUAAUAGCACUCUAUAUUUAACUUUUAGGAAUGAAAUUUUUACAAGUUUUCCUUUUCAUUGCUAUGUCAUUACACUUGUGGAGAUGUUCUGCAGUAGGAAAGAUUUAAUCAUCGUUUUUGGCAA